AUGGCAGACCCAUCACAGCAUCAGCCUCCAAACAUCUCAUCCACGUAUCCCAAUCCUCCUGACUUUCUCUGGCGCGACUUUACACCUGAAAACAUUUCGCGCUACGACGACCUCAGCAAGAAAUGGCACGAGGAACACCCAGAAGCCGACACGCAGGCCGUCACCCUCAUACCCGACCUCCCAGUGGACCUCAGACAUCUACAGCCACCGCCUGAGCCUGCGGAAGGUGCAUGGAAGCUCUAUGGCGAUCGAUUCACCCUCAAAGAUGAAUUGCCCACCCUCGAGGAGAUGGGCGUGCCUCGUCUCGUGCCCAGCGCGUCCCAAACCACGCCGGCCAACCACUCGUCUUCAGACGCAAACCGCGAGCGGGCUUUGAAUCUGAAACGGCUCGCAAAAUCUGUCCUGCUCAAUUUCUUGGAACUCAUCGGUGCUGCUAGUAUCAACCCCGAGGGAAUAAAUGAGAAGGCGGGCGACAUCCAGACCAUCUUGUUCAACAUGCACCACGGUAUCAACGAGUACCGGCCCCAUCAGGCGAGGGAAAGCCUCAUUCAAACCAUGCAGACCCGCCUGGAUCAGAUCCGUGCCGAGACGGCCGCUGUGAAUGCGGUCACAGACAAGGCUAAGCGCGUCCUUGAGGGACUGGGUAGUAUCGAGGUACCUGCACCGAGCAAAGCCAGUCUGGUUAAGGAUCCGGCCGGCAGUACUGGAGAUGUGGCGUAUGACCCAGAAGAUGAGGAACUGUGGGACGAUGCAGCUGAGCUUGCAUGA
Molecule: messenger RNA, 768 nt
Organism: Diaporthe amygdali
Lineage: Eukaryota; Fungi; Ascomycota; Sordariomycetes; Diaporthales; Diaporthaceae
Product: mediator of rna polymerase ii transcription subunit 7
Exons: 2
Coding region: 1-768 (255 amino acids)
Biological process (GO): regulation of transcription by RNA polymerase II
Cellular component (GO): mediator complex; core mediator complex
Molecular function (GO): transcription coregulator activity
Source: RefSeq, a predicted model, not a curated record